Messenger RNA from Thlaspi arvense, 2777 nucleotides. Lineage: Eukaryota; Viridiplantae; Streptophyta; Magnoliopsida; Brassicales; Brassicaceae. The record is from the annotation of a GenBank genome assembly.
GAAUUUUUAGCCUAUUUCUCAGUAAUUUUUAGAAUUCAAUUGUUGAGAUUUGGGAGACUUUCUAUUUUUACACAAAAAUACGAAAUGGGGGGAAAAAAAUCCAAGGGACGAAAAAAUUAAUCAACCAACAAGAUCUGAAUCGGCUUGAUCGAAAUCUCUCCUCUUCCAACUUUCCUUGAAUCGCAAGAAACCCUAUAGGCCUGCAUUUUUUUGAUCAUCUCUCUUUCGUUAAUUUCGGCAAAUCUUGAUCCCAUAAACGCAUUAUCUAGAGAAGCCUCUAAAAUGCUUGAAAUUUAAUAUCUGGGAUCUCUGCGGAAUUUUAAACUCAUUUUGGCCGGAUCGCAAAGUACAUCGAUCCUUUCUUGUUACACAAGGCACCCCUUUAAGAGCAAAUUCAAAGAUGUAAAAGAAAGAGAGAAGCUGGAAAAGGUGAAUACAAAUGGACGAAGUCCAGAAACAAGCAGGUUUAAUCGAAAAAAAGAUAUCUCCGUUUGUAGCUUCACAUCCAACAAACGUCGGAGGAUUAACUGAUCAGAAAAUCACCGGUGGCUCCGAGACGACACAACCUCCAACUACCUCACCUCCUUCUCCUCCAUCCCCAGUCAGUGGCGGCUCACAAUCACCUCCGCCGCCGGUAACGGUUUCUCCACCACCGCCGAACCAACCUUCUAUUGCAACUCCACCUCCAACAACUCCUUCUUCGCCUCCACCUUCUAUAACUCCACCUCCGUCACCUCCUCAGCCUCAACCUCCGCCUCAAUCCGCCCCAGCCGGAGAAUCUCCGGUGGUUAUUCCUUCUCCAAAGCCUCAACUUCCUCUUCCUCCUCCGACCUUAGUUACUCAGCAACCAGAGACAAGACCUAUUGAAAACGGCCGACAACAACCCAACAACCCUAUUUCUCCUCCGCCUCCGCCUUUUACUCCCUUCGCGCCGCCGUUCCUAGAAGAUUCCGGUAGCCAAGAGUCUCCUCCAUUUUCAUCUCCAUCGCCUCCGGUUGUCCCACUAAGCCCUAAUUCCCCAAGAAACCCUUCACAGCCGUUGGAUUCACCUCCGGUAGGUGGAUCAAAUCUUGUGCCCUCGUCUUCUACCUCUUCCCCGUCUCCUCCUUCCCUAUCUGGCUCCGAUAACCAGUCCGGAGGUUCUAAUAGAAAUAAUGCGAAUAACAACGUAAAUGAUGGUAGUGGACAACACAACAAUGAAUCUAACUACACCGAAAAGACAAUGAUCGGUAUUGGGAUCGCAGGUAUCUUGGUCGUUAUCUUCAUUGCUGUCGUUUUCUUCUUUAGGAGGAAACGCAAGAACUCUUCUUCGCCUCGGUCUAACCAGCAGUAUUUGCCACCGGCUAAUGUCUCCGUUAACACAGAUGGAUUCAUUCACUACAGGCAAAAACCCGGAAACGGGAACAGCUCGGCGCAGAACUCUUCACCGGAUACUAAUAACAGUUUGGGAAAUCCAAAACCGACUCAUGACUCGGCAGUAAUAGGGACUGCGAAGACCCUAUUCAGCUACGAGGAGCUGAGCCAGAUAACGGAAGGGUUUUGCAAGAGAUUCGUCAUAGGAGAAGGCGGGUUCGGGUGCGUAUUCAAGGGCAUCCUUUGCGACGGAAAGCCAAUCGCCAUCAAACAGCUAAAGUCCAUCAGCGCAGAAGGAUAUAGAGAGUUCAAAGCUGAAGUAGAGAUCAUAAGCAGAGUGCAUCAUAAGCACUUGGUGUCUCUUGUGGGUUAUUGCAUCUCUGAGCAACAUAGAUUCCUCAUCUAUGAGUUUGUCCCCAACAAUACUUUGGAUUACCAUUUGCAUGGCAAAGACUUACCGGUUUUGGAAUGGACUAGAAGAGUCAAGAUUGCAAUAGGCGCAGCCAAAGGCCUUGCUUAUCUACAUGAAGAUUGUCAUCCGAAGAUUAUCCAUAGGGACAUCAAAUCGUCAAAUAUUCUGUUGGAUGAUGAAUAUGAAGCUCAGGCAAAGUCAAUAUUUAAAUUUGUUGCAGAUUUUGGACUCGCCAGACUGAACGAUACUGCACAGUCCCACAUAUCGACACGAGUCAUGGGCACAUUUGGGUAUUUAGCGCCAGAAUAUGCGUCGAGCGGAAAGCUAACGGACAGAUCAGAUGUGUUUUCAUUUGGAGUCGUGCUUCUCGAACUCAUCACCGGUCGCAAACCCGUUGACACCUCUCAACCUUUGGGUGAAGAAAGUCUCGUUGAAUGGGCACGUCCACGGCUAAUCGAGGCCAUUGAAAAGGGUGACAUAAGCGAAGUAGUGGAUCCACGGCUGGAAAAGCAUUACGUUGAAGGCGAAGUCUACAGGAUGAUCGAAACGGCAGCGUCUUGUGUAAGGCAUUCAGCUCUAAAACGACCUCGUAUGGUUCAGGUGGUGAGAGCGCUGGACACGAUAGACGAUUUGACAAACGGAGUCAAAGUGGGUCAAAGUACGGUGUAUAACUCUGGUCAAUACAGCAAUGAGAUUCGUAUCUUCAGAAGAGCAUCUGAAGAUUCCUCUGAUUUCGGUACUAACAACGCCUACUACACGAACACGAGCCAAGACUACACAAGCCGCGAAUCUGAGAGCCGAGCCUUCAACACAUCUCACCGAACAACAAACCACUGAUUCUAUCGAUUCGCUGGACCCUUUAGAAAUUUUGUGACGAUCUUAACGAACUCUAAAUCCAAUACCAAGAAGAAUGUAUAGUUUCAAACAUGUACAUUUGUCGCAAAAAAAAAAGGCUUGUGAGACUAAUUAAAAUCUUAACUCAAUAGUGAUUUAUUUUUUAACUCACUUUAUC